AAACAACUGUUUUUUCCAAAUUCAAAAUUAAAAGUUGCCUUAUACAACCCUCAUGCCGGCUUCUGUGGAUCACGUGGUGCACCAUGUACUGGCCCCAAUGGCAAUUGAUGCCCUCGAUUGCAUAGUACCAGUCGUCCGGAAACUGGUGAUCAUCCUGCAUGAAUCCUUUGUGGUUGAUCACCAGGAACUGGAGCCCGUGAUCGAUGUAUCCGGCGUGAUUCAACCCGUACAUAAAAUAGUUUUAAUAGUAAAUGAUCCAACGCCGCAAUAUGUAACUGAUCAGGAGACGGUGGUCAAUUCGGAAGAAAUUAGGGGCUUAUUGAGAGAAAUAUCAAGGGGCAUUCGUAAUCUGGCUCUUUCGACCUACAACACCAUCUCGGCUCUAUCCGAAUAG
Messenger RNA from Drosophila eugracilis, 394 nucleotides. RefSeq lists its product as uncharacterized. The coding region runs from base 53 to 394 and encodes 113 amino acids. Lineage: Eukaryota; Metazoa; Arthropoda; Insecta; Diptera; Drosophilidae. The record is from RefSeq and is a predicted model, not a curated record. The transcript has a single exon.